AUGGGAGGUGGUGAUCGAUUUCCCGACCGGCCCUCUGUCUCCCAGCCCCUCCUCCUUCCCUCCUCCUCGCUCAUUCAUCCCUCUGCGAAGCGACGACAUCUUCGCGCUGUGGUCGAUCUGGGCAGCAACGGGAUACGAUGCUCCGUCUCCGACCUCUCCUCCCCGACCGCGCGCAUCCUGCGGACCGUCUACAUGCGACGGGUCAACAUCUCCCUCUACGACGCCCAGUUUGACGACGAUACCGGCUGUCAAAUCCCCAUCCCGAAGCAUGUUAUCAAAUCGGUAGUCGGUGCGAUCGUUCGCUUCCAGAUUACGUGUGCGCAGAUCGGUGUCCCCUCGGAGAACAUCCGCAUCAUCGCGACCGAAGCCACGCGCACCGCCCUCAAUGCGAACGAGUUUGUCGAUGCCAUCCGACGCGCCACCAACGUCUCGGUUGAGACUCUGCCCAAAGAACUGGAAGGAACAAUCGGUGCGUGGGGGAUUGCCAGUAGCUUCUCCGACAUCGAAGGACUGGCCAUGGAUCUGGGGGGAGGGAGUAUGCAGAUGACCUGGAUCGUCUCACAUGCGGGCAACGUCCGCAUCAGCCCCAAGGGCUCGUUCAGUUUCCCCUACGGAGCAGCUGCCUUGACCCAGAAACUCAAUGAGCUGCGGAAGGGGAAGUGUCCAGACGAGGCACGUCAGGCGGAGGAGACAUUCCGCCAGGAGAUGGAGAGCAAUUUCCGCAAGGCCUUUGAGCAGCUCGAGAUUCCUGAUACGUUGGUGGAAAAAGCUCGGACCGACGGGGGCUUCCCUCUCUACCUGUCGGGGGGAGGAUUUCGUGGUUGGGGAUACCUCUUGCUUUACCUUCAUCAGGUUCGCGGACAGUAUUAUCCAAUCUCCAUCAUCAACGGCUUCUCCGCUCCCAAGGAGGACUUUGAAAACACCGAAGUCCUCAAAAAGGUCGCUCGGACCGCCCGUGACAUCUUCCGCGUCUCUGAUCGCCGUCGAGAACAGGUCCCCUCCGUCGCAUUUCUGGUCAAUGUGUUGGCCAAAGCGGUGCCACACGGCAUCAAAGAAGCUCACUUCUGCCAGGGUGGCGUCCGCGAGGGCGUUCUCUUCCGAGACAUCCCCCCCUUUGUUCGACAGCAGGAUCCGCUCGAGGUAGCGACCACCGCAUUUGCCCGUCCGUCCGCGCAGGUGAUCGCCUUCCUGAUGUUUGGUGCCAUCCCCGCACGCACCGAGGAGAGGACCUUUCCCGCAUCGAUCCGCGGGACCCUGAUCCAGGCCUUUGCCAAUUCGCUGUUUGUGCACGCCGCCAUGUCCAAGGAGUUGUCCUCGACCGCUGCGCUGUACAGCACCAGCGCCGGCAUCCUCGCGUCCACUUAUGGCAUCCCCCAUGCGGACCGCGCGUGCCUAGCGUUGAUGCUGCAGGAGCGAUAUGGAGGGGAACUGCCCCCGCGGGAGAAAGAUUUCAAGUUCCGGUUGCGGGAACUGCUGACCCCCGAGGAAAUCUGGUGGAUCCGAUACUUGGGGAAGCUGGGACUGGUGAUCGCCCGACUCUAUCCCAUUGGAAUGAUUGACCCGUCCCGACCGCGCAUCGCAACUGAGGCACGAUGGGCCAGUACUCUGGGCAAACACGGGAAUAAGACAGGCAUCGAGUUGAAGAUCUCGGUACAAAAGGUGGCGUAUGACCCCACGCAGUUGAAGUCCGAACUGGAGCAGGAUAUCCGCAAGAUCCACAAGGUAGGCAAGAAGAAGAAUUGGAUCGGAGGGAGAGACGGCUGGGGGAUGAAAGUCAAAGUCGUUGUAGCUGAGGAGGAGAUGCUGUGA
Messenger RNA from Aspergillus viridinutans, 1809 nucleotides. RefSeq names its product putative transcription regulator (RTG2). The transcript has 2 exons. Gene Ontology annotation, biological process: regulation of transcription by RNA polymerase II. The record is from RefSeq and is a predicted model, not a curated record. NCBI's taxonomy places the organism in Eukaryota, Fungi, Ascomycota, Eurotiomycetes, Eurotiales, Aspergillaceae. The coding region runs from base 1 to 1809 and encodes 602 amino acids.